AUGGAGAAGAGCAGCUUCGCCAUGGCCAAGUUCGGGCUGGAGCACAAGGAGGCAAUGCCGAAGCGCGACUGCGGUUUUUACCUCAAAUACAUUUUCCUUUUCACCUCGCUGAUCCAAUUCCUGAUCAUCCUGGGGCUCGUGCUCUUCAUGGUGUACGGGAACGCCCAGGCGGGCACCGACACCCACCUGAGGCUGCUGGAGGAGCAGGUGCAGAGCCACUACCGCAGGAUUGUCGCCCUGGGUGCCACCAACGCCAACCUGAGCCGCACGCUCAACGCCACCCUGAAGGACAGGGACAAGGUGCAGGGGAUGGCGCUGAAGGCGCAGAGGGAGCUGGAGAAGUGUAACAGCAGCCAGGCCUCCAGCAGCAUCCCGCAGCUGCGGGAGCUCCUGUUCCAGCAGCUGAGGCUGAAAGAGUGCCAGGUGAUCACCACCCUCAUCAACAACACCUGCACGGCUGAGAAGCUGCAGCUGCAGCGGCAGCUGGACCAGGCCAGCUUGUCCAAGAGAACCCUGGAGGGGAGCAGGCAGCAGAGCCAGGCCGAGCUGACCAAAGUGACCCGGGAGAAGGACAAGUGCCAGCAGGACCUGCAGAGUGCCAGGACCGAGGGCGACCUGAGCAGGAUGGAGCUGGAUGUGCACAAACAUCGCUGCAGCUCCCUGCAGAGCGAUGUGAGCGAGAAGAUCCUGAGGGUUUUGGAUCUGGCCAAGCAAUACCAGUGCAAAGAGGCCGAGAAGGAGCUGGGGCAGAUCCGGGAGCGCGUGGAGGAGCUGCUGCGGCGGCAGAAGGAGCGCGACUCGCUCUUUGUGUGGAGGAGCAGCUGCGAGCUGAGCGUGCAGCAGUGCCGCCACAACUGCUCCCGCGACACACAGGAGCUGCAGCAGAGGAUCCAGGGGCUGGAGAAGCUCCAGAAGGACGGCGAGGAGGAGAGGAAGAGGCUGCAGGCGGACAAGGAGAAGGCGGGGAAGGAGCUGGAGGAGAAGAGGAAGGCGGCGGUGGCGAUGGAGGAGUCGCUGCGGCAGCAGCUCGGGAUCUGCAUGGGGACCAAGAUGUCCCACCUGGACCUGCCGGGCUCGCGGGGGCCAGGCAGCGCCGCCCGCUCGAGCCCCUUCCCUGGCACGGGCACCUACAUGGAGCUCCUGAAGAACCCGGCCACGCUGGGCACCAUGGGAAUGCAGAACCCGGUGGAGCUCCAGCAGAUGCUGCAGCUGAUGGAGCAGUACACGGCCACCCUGAAGAACGCCAGCGGAUAAUGCUGGAAAAUCCCACGGAAAACCAGGAGAGCCGCCCAGGAGGUGCUUCCCGCAGCACGGAUGGCAACCCCUGCCCCAGAGCCACCCUCCCUU
Molecule: messenger RNA, 1347 nt
Organism: Melozone crissalis (California towhee)
Lineage: Eukaryota; Metazoa; Chordata; Aves; Passeriformes; Passerellidae
Gene: PLVAP
Product: plasmalemma vesicle associated protein
Exons: 6
Coding region: 1-1254 (417 amino acids)
Biological process (GO): regulation of vascular permeability; positive regulation of cellular extravasation
Cellular component (GO): caveola
Source: RefSeq, a predicted model, not a curated record